Molecule: messenger RNA, 330 nt
Organism: Fraxinus pennsylvanica
Lineage: Eukaryota; Viridiplantae; Streptophyta; Magnoliopsida; Lamiales; Oleaceae
Source: the annotation of a GenBank genome assembly
AUGAAAUUUUGUAAUGGGCUGUCAAUUUCGGAGGUGAAUUCACUGAAAAAUGAUGAAUUAGAUGCAAUGGUGAAAAGGGUCUGUGGAGGAAAGAUCAGUGAUUGCCUAGAAAGGGCAGUGGAUGAAGAGGAUCAGAUGAAUUCUGAGAGUAAUAGGAGGGUUUUGGUGUUUCAGAAAAGGUAUAUAAGUUAUGAUACCUUGAAGAGGGAUACUGUGCCAUGUUCAAAGCCUGGGGCUUCAUAUUAUAACUGUAAAGAUGCUGCUACAGGAGAAUUCAAUAAAUUGCUGCAGAAACACAAGGUAGGCCCGAGAAAGUCAAGUAGAAGCUAA